Molecule: messenger RNA, 678 nt
Organism: Monosiga brevicollis MX1
Lineage: Eukaryota; Choanoflagellata; Craspedida; Salpingoecidae
Exons: 1
Coding region: 5-562 (185 amino acids)
Biological process (GO): translation
Cellular component (GO): ribosome; cytosolic large ribosomal subunit
Molecular function (GO): RNA binding; structural constituent of ribosome
Source: RefSeq, a predicted model, not a curated record
AGCCAUGGGUAUUGAUAUCCGCCACCACCACGCCAAGAAGGGCCGCCGCACGGCUCCCGAGUCGGAGGACCCCUAUCUCCGCCUGCUCGUGAAGCUGUACCGCUUCCUUGCGCGCCGUACCGAGUCCAGCUUCAACAAGGUUGUCCUGCGCCGUCUCUUUAUGUCGCGCAUCAACCGCCCUCCUCUCAGCCUCUCCAAGCUCAUGACCCACAUGAAGAAGCAAGAGUCGAAGAUUGCUGUCAUUGUCGGUACCGUCACCGAUGAUGUCCGCGUCAUUGAGGUCCCCAAGCUGACCGUCUGCGCUCUGCGUGUGACCGAGUCUGCCCGCAAGCGCAUCCUCGCUGCCGGUGGUGAGAUCAUGACCUUUGACCAGCUGGCCCUCCGUGCCCCCACUGGCCAGAACACCGUCCUGCUCCAGGGUCCCCGCAAGUCUCGCGAGGCCGUCAAGCACUUUGGUGCCCCCGGUGUGCCCCACUCGCACGUCAAGCCCUACGUCCGCUCCAAGGGCCGCAAGUUCGAGAAGGCCCGUGGUCGCCGUGCCUCUCGUGGCUACAAGGUCUAAAGCGCCUCCUGCGUUGCGCUUGGACCCCCUCGCAGUUUUUUCCACAAUUGAUGAGGGCUUUUUGAAUUUGAUGAUCUUGUGUCUCACAUGUCAAGCAAACAAUCCAAACUCGUCAC